Molecule: messenger RNA, 1078 nt
Organism: Frankliniella occidentalis (western flower thrips)
Lineage: Eukaryota; Metazoa; Arthropoda; Insecta; Thysanoptera; Thripidae
Product: ATP-dependent DNA helicase PIF1-like
Exons: 2
Coding region: 38-793 (251 amino acids)
Source: RefSeq, a predicted model, not a curated record
AGACAACCAGGUAUCUAUUGACUAUAUCAAUGGCAAGAUGCUUUACACCACGGUUGACGCUGCCAUGGUCCUUUCCCAAGUGAAACGUCAAAACGACACAUGUUUUCUUGAUGUUCUCCACAACAUUAGUUGUGGCACUUUGUCUGAAGCAGACUACAACAUCUUGAAACAAAGAUUUACAACAUCAGUUUCUGAAGAAGAAAGAAAAAGUUUCAAAGACGCCAUACGAUUGUAUCCUACAAGAGCAGAAGUUGAUGAACACAAUAAAAAUUGUCUUGUAGCUCUAAAGCACCCCACUACAGGCAACCCUAUGCCAAUUUCAAGAAUACCUGCACAGCAUAACUCUGCGCAAGCAAGAGAUGGGACUGAGAACGAAGCUGGAGGAUUAAGAAAUACUUUGUACUUGGCAAAGGGUGCAAGAAUAAUGCUACGAGCAAAUUUGUGGACAGAGAAAGGGCUUGUUAAUGGUUCCAUGGGUGAAGUUGUAGACAUCCUGUAUGCACAGGACAGAAGCCCUCCAGAUGAUGCACCAGUUGCCAUUAUCUGUAAGUUUGACUGUUACCAAGGCCUUUACCUUGAUGACUUGACCAAGACAGUAGUUAUUACACCAAUUACCAAACAAUGGAAAAGUAAAAAUGGACAAGAUUGCAUCAGGCAGCAAUUCCCUACUUCCCUCUGUUAUGCUUGUAGCAUACACAAAUCUCAAGGACUCACUCUUGACAAGGCAAAUGUUAAUAUAGGCACCCUAAAAGAAAUGUCCCCAGGAUUAACUUACACAGCUGUCACGAGUUAGAUCAUUGCCAGGCUUAUUAUUAGAACGAUUUGGUUUCAAACGGAUCCUCUCAUUGAAUUCAAAAAAAUAUAUCCAUGAAAGAUUACAAUGGAUAAAUGAACUCAAUGACAAAACAGUCAACUCUUAUCUCAAGUAUAUACAAUUGAUGUAUGAGAAUGUGUCCAACUACAAACCAUGCAAAUUAAUUUCACUCCAAAAUUAUCGCUGUAUUAUGUAUUGAACAUUAUAUUCUCCAUUUAUGUUAUGUGAAAAAUCCAAAUUAUUCCAACAAGGUUUGAGAAGAAC